AUGACUCAUUCUUGGCAAUCUAAUCUCAAUCUCCUGUUCCUAUCUCUGCUGUUUACGUUCCUCGUAUUAGGUGGAGUGAACGUAUCCGCGGCCGAGCUGGAAGAUAGUUCGACACCUGCCAAAUCAUCAGGAGGAGCAGGGAUCCUCGGAACUGUCAAACAUAUAUACAAAGUAGCUGUUAAUGGACCUGAUCCGAACUUGUUAUAUGAGAAAGAUGCGGAAGAUGGGAUUGAACGAUUGACGGAUGAUAAUUAUGUUGAGAAAGUUGAACGUCCCCUGGCGCCGAGUGGAGAUAAGAAAGAUGAUCAAGUUUGGGUUGUCCUAGUCCACGGUAAAUCUACAGAUGCAGCUUCGAACAUCCUAUUAGAUUAUCACAAACAAGCUUCCGACCUGGUCAAAGCGGAUCCUGAGCUGGAGAAUGUGAAAUUCGCAAGAUUAGAUUAUUUAACAUCUUGGAAGACUUGUACGAGGUGGUUAUUGAAAAGACCCCCAUAUUUGGUAUUCAUCACUUCAUCAGGUAAACAACUUCGAUUCGGACCUACCCAAUCAUUAGGAAACGGACCCGAAAGUCUGUACAAGGUAAUAAAGGAGAAGAUGUAUGAAGUGGUUUUACCUUGGGAUGGUAGAUGGUCACCUAACGGAGAUCGAUCAUAUCUGAUUGAAUAUUACAUUCAAGCUCAUGAAACAAUCUCCAAAUAUACAAAUGGGAUACCCAACUGGAUGAUCCUUGCGUUUACGGGGAUAAUCACUCAACAAUUGAUGAGUUGGUUACAUGGUUCGUCCACUCCUGCUCGUGCUCCUGCUGCUCCUACGAGCCAAAGGCAAGUGAGGAGAGAAGAGAGGGUUUUGGUAAAAGAAGAUAAGAAGAAUUGA
Kwoniella botswanensis is the source of this 873-nucleotide messenger RNA. RefSeq lists its product as uncharacterized. Lineage: Eukaryota; Fungi; Basidiomycota; Tremellomycetes; Tremellales; Cryptococcaceae. The coding region runs from base 1 to 873 and encodes 290 amino acids. The transcript is spliced from 5 exons. The record is from RefSeq and is a predicted model, not a curated record.